CAGCAAUUUCAGUAAGGAAACAAACAUAUUCGCGCUUUCUCUUCUUGCCGUAAUAGCGGGCUCUCUUGCAUUACGCCAUUUUCUCGAAUCACAGCUCACUGCAACAUCGCCCUGCUUCUCGAGUUCAUGGUCCGGGUAGCACAUCAUACCAGAGCAGCUCCAAGCCAAGAAUGAGCCAAGAUCACAACUCAGAUCCCCCCAGAUCAGAUCGAGACCACGAACACCUGGAGAAGUUCGAGGAGCGAUCUUUUAGUGAAGACGACCCACAUGGAAGCUCGACGGCACUCCCUCGAAAACCAGACCCGGCAGCCACAACAUCCGAUAGCGAAGACAUUUCGAGGAUCGACAGAUUAGGGCGCAACUUCUCGACCUCUACCAGAUCAUCUGAGGAUUCACAACGUACAGUUUCAGAAGGUCACGAUGCCCAAGUAACGGCCCAUCGCUCGCGCAGUCGAGGAAAUCACAGUCGAGCACACUCCUCCACCCGCUCUGUAAGACGUGAGGCAAUUGUUGUCCCCAGGUCCGAGCGUCGAGGACUUCUCGCCAGAUUCUGCGUCUUUCCAGAAAUUACAAACGCACAAGAUUUCUCUCGGAAGCAAAAAUGGACCAUCACUGCAAUAGUCGCUCUGGCAGGUGCUGCAGCACCUAUGGGCUCGUCUAUCGUGCUUCCGGCUUUGGUUGACAUCACGAGAGAGUUUAACAGCACUCCCACGAUUGCCAAUUUGAGCGUGGCCAUGUACAUGCUUUCCAUGUCCAUUUUCCCUCUCUGGUGGAGCAGUUUCUCCGAGACUCUAGGACGCCGGACCAUUUACGUGGUUUCGUUCUUCCUGUUCCUGAUCUUCAACAUCUUGGCGGCGGUGAGCUCGAGUAUGGCCAUGUUCAUCGUGAUGAGGAUGCUUUCAGGAGGUGCUGCUGCUAGCGUGCAGGCUGUUGGAGGCGGGACUAUUGCAGAUGUGUGGGAAGUCAAGGAGCGCGGAGCCGCAAUGGGAAUGUUCUAUCUAGGACCGCUGUGUGGACCGCUCGUAUCACCAAUUCUAGGUGGUGUGUUUGCUCAGACUUUGGGCUGGCGAUCCGCACAAUGGUUCCUCGCCAUCUUUGCGGGCCUACUUUGGCUCUUCGUCGUAGGAGCCUUGCCAGAAACACUUCGACGCCGCAAGCCACUCGCCUUCGAAGCUGAGCAAGAAGCAAUACCAGAGACAGACGAGAAGGGCAUGCCGCGACCCGGUCUCUCUCGAAUGGCCACCACACAGUCCGUCAAAGUCAAGUCCAAGAAAUAUUUGGUCAUGGCACGUCGAAUCUUCCUCGACCCUCUCCGCGUGAUCUUAUACAUGCAAUUCCCAGCCGUUGCGAUCCUAGUGGCCUACGCGGCGUGGACAUUCGGAGCGCUCUAUGUUCUGAACAUCUCCGUGCAAGCGACAUUCACAAAGGCACCAUACAACUACAACAGUAUCAUUAUCGGAUGUCUUUACCUACCAAAUUCUGCGGGUUACUUCUUGUCUUCAACGUUUGGCGGCCGCUGGGUUGACCGCAUAAUGCAUCGCGAGGCUAGAAAGGCUGGCAGAUAUGAUGAGCGAGGAAGAUUGAUCUUCAUCCCCGAGGACCGCAUGAAGGAGAACGCAUAUCUGGGAUCUAUUCUCUAUCCUGCCAGUCUGCUUGCAUAUGGUUGGUUUGCCGAGAAACAGGUCAACGUUGCCGCUCCAAUGGUGUUCAACUUCUUCUUCGGUGUUGGUAGUAUGUUGAUCUUCGCACUAGUGACCACUAUGUUGACCGAAUUCAUGCCGAGAAAGGCCAGCAGUGGGAUCGCCCUGAACAACUUCGUACGCAAUAUCCUCUCUUGCAUAGGCGCCAUCGUGACCGAACCCAUCAUCAACGGUAUUGGCGAUGGUUGGCUCUUUACCGGCAUUGCAAUCAUUGCUUGGGUUACCGGGAUCCUCACGGUAUGGUCGAUGAAAAAGUUCGGCCCUCGCUGGAGAAUAGCUAUGGAUAAGCGAUUGGACAAGGUCAUGGGAGAUUGAAGAAGCACUUACGUUGCAGUGCCGUGCGCUGAGCGCAGGCUUUCCACUGCGCUCCAUACCCCCGAGCUCAUCGUGGACUCCCCGGCGGCGACUUCAUGGGGGCGAUGCGUAGGCUCAUUUUCGACAAUAUCUGGCCCGUACCAGCUUACAUCCGACUGGUCACGAGCAAAGAAGUUGCUCUGAUCAUCGCUUCCACCAUCGUUCGUCAGC
This is a messenger RNA of Cercospora beticola, 2225 nucleotides long. Its product is annotated as MFS transporter. Gene Ontology annotation, cellular component: plasma membrane. NCBI's taxonomy places the organism in Eukaryota, Fungi, Ascomycota, Dothideomycetes, Mycosphaerellales, Mycosphaerellaceae. The record is from RefSeq and is a predicted model, not a curated record. Gene Ontology annotation, biological process: transmembrane transport; intracellular polyamine homeostasis. Gene Ontology annotation, molecular function: polyamine transmembrane transporter activity.